CAGAAAUAAUCAAUCAGCUUUCGUCACAGGAUCGAUUUGUUGCAUGGACAAGCAGAUGAGGAGUAUAUCUCACAACUCGCACUGUUGAGCAGAAAGGCAACGAUGGUGUUCGGACGGAUAUCGUUACUUUGCAUAGUAAUUGUCGGUGCCUCGAAAUUUGAUGGACUCGGUGUUCAUGUAGAAACUUUAGAUAAUUUGGUGUUCGGCGAUAAAACUUUAAUCAACGAGAAGUAUCCUGUGAGAAGCGUGACGUCAUGUGCUUUAUUGUGUAGGAAAUAUGCCGAAUGCAUGUCCUUCACGGUGAACACGAAUGUGGAAAAAUGUCGAAUUUAUAGCUCUGCUGUGCAUGUUACUCAGGACGGAACGGCGGGACACGGCUGGAAAUAUUAUGUGUUUGGCGAUGCAAGGUGUCGUUUGAAAGACGGGUUUAUUUACAGUCGUAUAUAUAAAAUGUGUAUACAUUUGUCGACACAGGCAUUUCUCUACGAAUCUGGAAACAUCUACUGCACGGAGAAAGGAUCCCGUCUCGUAUCAAUAAAUACUACCGAAAAGGUCAACGCCAUUGCGAAUAUGUUGAACACGCUGACAAGCAGCGAUUCCUUCUUAAUAGGUCUUAGAUACUCUGACGGGCACUGGAGAUGGCAAGAUGGAGCAGUGUUGGGACCGGAGGCAAACUGGGGAGACGGUCGGCCAAGAACAGGAAACGGUUAUGAGUGUGCCCAUGUGAUAAAAAGUUGGGGAUACAAAUACGAAGAUCAUGCAUGUUAUGCGUACUUGAAGAGGGUAAUUUGUGAAUAUAUUUUACAAUAGUAUCUGUUACAAAUACAGAUUACUCUCUGGAAGGGAAGCCUGUUGUUGUGAACUGAACCGUUCAGUUCACAACAACAGGCUUCCCUUCCAGAGAGUGCAUACUAAUCAACAGUCACUCCAGAGAUUUUGCGGACUGUUUAUAUUUUUUAGAUGAUGAAAUUAUAAGCUUUGUAAUAAUUAUUUUGUUAGUGUUGAUGUUAAUUUUAAUCUUACUGUAUGUAUACAGUCUCAUUGAAAAACGCCGGUUAGAUUUUGAUGGAAUAACAAAAAAAGAUGAGCGGUAGUGAACAACUUAAUUAUACCCUGAAUUAUUAUACAUACACGUUCAAUUUACACAUUAGGACAAUCUUGCUUCAGAAAUGAUUAAAUUCUUUAAUCGAAAUAAACAAAUAUUAGAGUGACGCUGUGAUCCCAAAGGACGAGAAAACGUAACACUGUCCAAGUACAUGCAGGGAGACUUUACGAAGAGCCGCACGGCAUGCGCAACUUGUGUGACGGAAUUAAACCUAUCAAACAAACACACAUUCCAUCUACAAUGCUGUAGGAUAAACACUCGCGGGAAAACUUACAAUCUCUCAAAAUUUUCCAUUUCUUUAUAAUCCAAUAAUAAAGCGGAAAAUAAUGAAACUGUCUUAAGUCAUUUUAUACAUGAUUGUCUUUUCAAGUUAGAUAAGUACUGAGACUAGAAGCAACGUUUGAAAAAGA
Mercenaria mercenaria is the source of this 1515-nucleotide messenger RNA. RefSeq lists its product as uncharacterized. Bases 103 to 810 code for a protein of 235 amino acids. The record is from RefSeq and is a predicted model, not a curated record. NCBI's taxonomy places the organism in Eukaryota, Metazoa, Mollusca, Bivalvia, Venerida, Veneridae. The transcript has a single exon.